This is a messenger RNA of Zasmidium cellare ATCC 36951, 3528 nucleotides long. RefSeq lists its product as uncharacterized. Lineage: Eukaryota; Fungi; Ascomycota; Dothideomycetes; Mycosphaerellales; Mycosphaerellaceae. Gene Ontology annotation, biological process: protein autophosphorylation; phosphorelay signal transduction system. Bases 1 to 3528 code for a protein of 1175 amino acids. Gene Ontology annotation, molecular function: histidine phosphotransfer kinase activity; phosphorelay sensor kinase activity. The transcript has a single exon. The record is from RefSeq and is a predicted model, not a curated record.
AUGCGAAUCCCGAUCAGAGUCCAGCUCGGCAGCUUGAUACUUCUUGCUUCACUAAUUGGACUUGCCGUCAUCUCAAUCGCAGUAUGGAUUACCACACACAACUUCGUCCUCCGAUUACGGGCCGAGCGCCUUGCCCAGACAGCGUCCCUCAAAGCCGCCCAGCUGGCUUCCAACCUCGAUGUCAUGCAGACGAGUGCUGGUUUUGUCAGCUCAAGAGUUUUGAUUCAGAAUGCAUUGAAACGGUACAACGAUGUUGGUAACAACACAUCCGAGAACUGGGCCAAUUCGUUAGCAGACUUGCAAGCUGCCAUAGGAGGCGAGAGUUCCCAAGGACAAUCACUCUUGCUGCAGGCUAGAGUGUACGGAAAGAAUGCUACAGGUGUCGGUGGUCCUUAUGGAUUGCUCAAUGCCACGGCACAGAAUAUCAUGGGGGAGAUCCCACUUCCGUACCAAUACCCAAACGGAUCACAAGUCACGCUCGGCGAUGACGAGCUCGGCUAUCCAACCCAACUGUACCCCAAUCUGACUUAUUCGGUCGCUCCCAACGAUGUGGGAGUUUCCGUCCCCGAAGCUUCCUACGGCAAUGUUGUUUUGCAACCUGGAUCACCUAGCACAACCUUCACGCUGGUCCUAGGACCCUGGCCUGUCAAUGACACCUUUUCCAUGGUUUCGCUGACAAUGCCGAUCGUGAAUAACACAAACACUACGGACCUGUUGGGCUGGCUGACAGUGGCCAUGGACGCCAGGUUGAUCUCGGCGGUGAUAGACUCUCGCGAGGGACUCGGCAAUACUGGAGAGACCUUGAUCUUGGGGCCGGCCAAUUCAUCCAACGUUUUCGCGAGCAGUGUGAUGGAGAAUGCAGAACACGAUCAGCAGCAAGAUCUUCAAGUUCGGUACAUCGUUCCUCUCAACGAUACGUAUCACUCGCGCCAUCCAAACCAUGUGCAAGGUACACCCAAUGCAGCUUUCAACUCUACCGAAUACCCUGUCAUCAACAAGGCCCUGGAAGCCGCCGCUCGCAACGCAUCCGAUAACUCUGGAGGGACAGUGAAGGCCAAAAACGAAGCCAAAGUUCCAGUCUCCGUUGGCUACGCCCUGGCUGAUACUUCCAUCGUCAACUGGGUCGUUAUUGUCGAGCUGUCACGGAAAGAGGUGUGGCAGCCCAUCAAUCAGCUCAGGGACGUGAUUCUGGCCUGUGUUUUUGCAACAGCAGGACUCAUGGCGGUCAUUGCGUACCCUUUGGCGCAUUUUGCCAGCUUACCUAUCGUGAGGUUGCGGCAGGCCACUAUACGGUCCGUCGAGCCCCCGGGGUCACAGAGUCGCUCAAGCUUUGGCUCCAUGAUGGCGCCGACAAAUGACGGCCCAAACGAAGAAGAGACUGUUGUGAUGGCUAGAAAGGAAGGUAUCACCUUCGCUCAUUCCAUCACGCGAUGGAAACAGAAACGUCAGGAAAGCUACAACGCGCGGCGCGAGGAGAGAAGAAAGCGAGCAUUCCGCAUUCCUGCAAAGGUCAAGGAACGAAAGUAUUGGAUUCGUGACGAGUUGUCGGAGCUGACGUCUACAUUCAAUGAGAUGUCAGACGAACUCAUGAUGCAGUAUUCGAAGCUUGAGGAUCGCGUACAACAACGAACGGCAGAACUAGAACAGAGCAAGAAGGCCGCAGAAGCCGCAAACGAGAGCAAAACGCUCUUUAUUGCCAACAUUAGCCACGAGCUGAAGACGCCACUAAAUGGGAUUCUCGGCAUGUGCGCAGUCUGCAUGCAGGAGGACGAUCCAAUACGCCUGAAGCGCUCCUUGGGGAUCAUCUACAAGAGUGGAGACCUUUUGCUGAAUCUUUUGACGGACCUGCUUACGUUCAGCAAGAAUCAAGUCGGGCAAUCUCUCAGUCUGGACGAGAGAGAGUUUCGACUACGCGAUAUCAGCUCGCAGACUCUUGCGAUCUUCGACAAGCAGGCGAAAGAGAGCAACAUAAAGCUGAAGGUGGAUUUUGAUGGUAUCAACCAGUUUGGCAACGAAGAUUCAAAGCCCGAGCGCAAUGAGCAAGGCCCUCCAGGCACUGGGCGAAUCCGAGACAUGGUGUUGUGGGGCGACGUUCAUCGCAUACUUCAGGUUGUCAUCAAUUUGGUGUCAAAUGCUCUCAAGUUCACCCCGGCCGAUGGGUCUGUUGUUCUGACUAUUCGAUGUUUGCCAGAAAUUCCCGAUCUCGGCAGCCGCAAGUCAUCAUUCAACUCGAGGCAAUCAAGACAGCGCUCAUCACGGCAUAGAGCGUCCGACGGGAUGUCGACGAUUUCGAAGAUACAUACGGCCAACGCAAUCAACGCAAAAGACAAGCCGCACGCUCUGGCAUGCGUGUCAGCAAGUGAACGAGCAUCGUCGCCACCUCCCGGCCGUUAUGUGUAUUUCGAGUUCGAAGUGGCAGACACUGGGCCUGGCAUCCCAGACACUUUGUUGGACAAGAUCUUUGAACCCUUCGUCCAGGGCGAUCUCAGCUUGAGCAAGAAAUUUGGCGGAACCGGCCUCGGGCUCAGUAUCUGCUCGCAGCUUGCAAACCUCAUGCGUGGGACAAUGAGAGUCCAAAGCACGCUCGGAUUGGGAAGCAGGUUCACCAUGAAGAUUCCCCUGAGACAUACUCAGACUCGAUCAGACAGUUCGGCCAGCUCUGCCGUGGAUCGCAUGGACAGUAUCAGUCGAACAUCUUCGAUAGACGAUAUCGAAGGGUUGCUUGGACAUGCUCCCCCUGAAUACGACGAAAAAGCUUCGACACCUCCAGAACUACAUCAACCUCCACGACAAGCAGUCAACGGCAGCAUGGGGAGUGACUCACAACCACGUCUUGUAGGUCUGAGCCAACCAUUCUUUGCUGCCAGUCAGCCUAUGGAAUCGCCUGGAUCUCAGCCCGCCGCCAUGCAACAGAUAGCUUCUCAAGCAACACGUGGCGCGCGGAUCCGUGUCUUGGUAGCCGAGGACAACAAGGUGAACCAAGAAGUCGUUCUUCGGAUGCUCAAACUUGAGGACAUAUACGAUGUCACAAUCGCUAAGGACGGCCAAGAAGCUCUUGACCUUGUGAAGGAGUCGAUGCGUGGUGACGACCCUCAUCCUUUCAACCUCAUCUUCAUGGACGUGCAGAUGCCAAACGUCGACGGGCUUCAAAGUACGAAGCUGAUCCGAGAAAUCGGUUAUCAAGCGCCAAUCGUCGCCCUGACGGCCUUCGCUGAAGAGAGCAAUGUGAAGGAUUGUCUUGAUUCCGGCAUGAACUACUUCUUGUCGAAGCCGAUCCGCCGGCCGCAGUUGAAGAAGGUGCUGAAAGAAUACUGUGCGCCUAUACCGGAAGAGACCGAAGACGCGACGCCGCCCGAGGAACGCAGAGGCAGCGGUACGAACACGACGAUAGUAUUGAAUGCUCAGCCAGCUGGUACCACUGCAGGUCCUCAGUUAUCAACGACCUCCUUCGAGAACUCGGCCCGUUCUUCGAAGCCCCCUUCCACGAACGGGGAUCACAGGCCGGUCUCUCCUCGAUGUGUAGCAUGA